AUGAGCUGGAUACGCCGAGGCAAGCUUCUCGGCCUCGCGUGCGCUCUUCCCGGGAUCCUCGGACUCCGGGUGCCCCUCCGCGCGCCAGCGAACCUCAACCUCCGCGGCGGUUCCGUCCUCAUGUCUUCCGCCAGCGACCAAGCCGCGCCCGUCGAGAAGUUCCGCAAGGAUUAUGCGCCGACGCCUUACGCCAUCAGCGAAAUUGAGCUCGACUUCUCACUGCACGACGGCGAGACGGCCGAGUCGCGCGCCACGACGGUCACGUCGCGCCUUCACGUCUCGCGCCGCCCCGGCGCCGACGCCGGCGCCAGCCUCGACCUCGACGGCGGCCACGCUUCCCGGAACCUUCGCGGAAUCUUCCGACAGCCGUCCUCGCGGAGCCGUCCUCGGGCGUCUGUAGGCGAGGACCUCGAGCUCGUCUCGCUGGCGGUGGACGGCGUCGAGCUCACGCCCGGCGGCGGCGCCUACGCCGUCGAAGGCGACGUCCUCUCGAUUGAUUCCUCGGCUCUGCCGGCGCUCACCCUCGCCAAGCCCUCCACCGCCACCGACGACAAUUACGAGCGCAUCGAGAGCGUGAUCGGGCCCUCUUGCCUCCACCAGCACGAGUACUUUCACAACUGGUCGGGCAACCGCGUGACGUGCCGCGACUGGUUCCAGCUCACCCUCAAGGAGUAA
Emiliania huxleyi CCMP1516 is the source of this 675-nucleotide messenger RNA. RefSeq lists its product as hypothetical. The record is from RefSeq and is a predicted model, not a curated record. Gene Ontology annotation, molecular function: zinc ion binding; metallopeptidase activity. NCBI's taxonomy places the organism in Eukaryota, Haptophyta, Isochrysidales, Noelaerhabdaceae. The transcript is spliced from 3 exons. The coding region runs from base 1 to 675 and encodes 224 amino acids.